Oldenlandia corymbosa var. corymbosa is the source of this 957-nucleotide messenger RNA. Lineage: Eukaryota; Viridiplantae; Streptophyta; Magnoliopsida; Gentianales; Rubiaceae. The record is from the annotation of a GenBank genome assembly.
AUGUCAGAUAUCAGUGAAAGUAGUGGUAAAACUUACGGAGUUUCUCGGACUGUUUGGACUGAAGGAGACAUGAAGCUAUUUGUUGACAUAUUGUUGGAGUAUAAAAGGAAGGGCGAAAUGAAGCAGAAUAACUUUGGCAAGUCUUGGGUCAAGAUUACCAAAGAUUUUAAUGCCAAAUCAGAGUAUAGGCAAACCCUUGAGCAACUGAGUCAGAAAUUUCAUCGCUUUAGAAUUGACUGGAAUGCUUUUAAGGAUUUGCGAGAGAAACACACUGGUCUUGGAUGGGAUCACGAAAAAGGAACCAUUACAGCUUCUGAAGAACGUUGGAAAGAGUUAAUCAAGACAAACAAGAAUUACAAGAAAUUCCAGCAGCAAGAAACCAUAAGGGAUGAAGAUGGUGACAAGUCUAGUGGGGAAAAGAUGUUUACUGUUUUGGAAGCAUUUCGAUUAGCAAAACUAAAGCCUGAUAAAAACAUGUACCUGUUGCUGAUGUGUAAGGAGAUUAGAAAUAGUCAAGUUGAUGUUUCUGGAGGCAAGAAGGCUGUUGUUAUUCAUGUUCCGUACAGAUUGAGAAAAGCUUUCCGCAAGAUUCAUGUGAGGCUUGUUAGGGAGCUUGAGAAGAAAUUCAGUGGGAAGUUUCUAUCAAGUGAAUUUCAAAUGGCUAUGCUGACUACACUUCCUCCCGGUAUUCAUAUCCUUAUGGGUAAGAUGGAAGGUUCGUCAAAUUUGAACAAUGAGUUCAUGGAUUAUUCGUCAUCAUCUGACGAAGAGGAAUUGGAGGAAUGGAAGUUACUACGUAUGAUGUCUGAUUUUGAUGAAGAUGAGCUUGAGGAGAUUGAAGUGGAGGAUAGUUCACUGCCUCCUAUGCUGGAUUUACCUACUGAUGAUUCAUUGAUAGUAGAAGUCCAAAUUGACACGAAGGACCAAAACGAAAAGCCGGAAGGUCAAGGCCGUUGA